AUGCAGCGUUUAGUCGCAUCAAGCACGGGGGCACGUGCCGCACUUUGCCCUCGGUAUACAACGUCACCCUUUUUCUUCACACGGUCGUUGCGGACCGCCGCUGAAACUGUGCCGCAAUCACCAAUUCGCGUGUUCCGCGCGGUCGACGAUGUCCGGAAAUGGAGGAAGCCGCAAAUGAUCAACUAUCGCAGCGUGGGCCUCGUGCCGACAAUGGGCGCCUUACAUGAAGGUCAUCUGGCUUUGAUCCGGGCCGCUGCCAGGGAGAACCAUCAUGUUGUAGUGAGCAUCUAUGUCAAUCCUGCGCAAUUUGGUGUCAAGGAGGACCUGUCGUCUUAUCCUGUCACUUGGGAGACGGAUAUCGCUGCGCUGGCAAAGCUCGAUCGCGAAUUGGCGGAUGACGGAGGCAAUCUGGGGAGGAUAUCGGCGGUAUUUGCGCCUACUACGCCGGAGAUAUAUCCCUCUGGGUUUCCUGGACAGGCCAUUGACAGCAAGGGGAGUUUUGUUACAAUAACACCCGUGGCCGAGGUUCUUGAGGGCGCCAGCCGACCAACCUUUUUCCGUGGCGUCGCAACUGUUUGCAUGAAGCUUUUCAACAUCGUUCAGCCCGAAAAGGUGUAUUUCGGCCAGAAAGACGUCCAGCAGACGGUCGUUAUUCGGCGCAUGGUGAAGGAUCUCAUGGUCCCUACGGAGGUGGUCAUUUGUCCGACCGAACGCGAGGCGGACGGUCUGGCCAUGGCCUCAAGGAAUGUCUACCUUGGAACUAGGCGUCGUGAGGUGGCCAUUGUUCUCAACACUGCUCUGAGAGCUGCUGAGAAUGCGUACCGCGCUGGACGAACAGACCGGGCAUCGGUCCUUGGAGCCGCCCAGGAUGUUUGCGACAUGAUGCUCAGGGCGCAAAGGGACAUGAAGCCAAGUGAAAGAGUUCUGUUUGAGAUUGAUUACAUUUCUCUUGCCGAUCCUGAUUCACUGCAGGAGGUAGAUACUAUUGAUGUAGCAAAGGGGGCUGUGUUGAGCGGUGCUGUGCGAAUGCUGCCAGUAGAGGAGCCGCAAAACGGUGAGGACCUGGGUCAUUCUGGCGGUCCUGCUGUCCGGCUGAUUGACAAUAUUAUUCUACCGCCCAAGUCAACUUGA
This is a messenger RNA of Pochonia chlamydosporia 170, 1131 nucleotides long. RefSeq names its product pantoate-beta-alanine ligase-like protein. Bases 1 to 1131 code for a protein of 376 amino acids. Gene Ontology annotation, molecular function: pantoate-beta-alanine ligase activity. The transcript has a single exon. Gene Ontology annotation, biological process: pantothenate biosynthetic process. Lineage: Eukaryota; Fungi; Ascomycota; Sordariomycetes; Hypocreales; Clavicipitaceae. The record is from RefSeq and is a predicted model, not a curated record.